AUGGAACGACUUGCGGGUCGAUUGAGAGAUGGCAACAGAGAUCUUGAGAACUCAAAUCUGGACAUGUUGGAUCUGUCAACACUGUUGCCAGACUCCUGGGAGCAAACCAGUACUUCGCGCUUUUCUAUCCAAUCUUCUGAUCAAUCCACGUCAGAAAGCCAAUGGAUCAAUUCUACAGAAUCUGACAAUGAAUUGCUUCCCUUGCUGGAUGACUUGGAUACCUGGGAAAUGGACCUCGACCCGACUCUACGAACUCCCAGAGACAUGACAUCACAGAGCAUUGGAGCCAUCAUGACGCCCAUGUCAUUCACCGGCCAUACAGAUUUGCGGCAAUUGAGUGACCCCACCAACCCCAUAUCAUUCGGACUCCCGUCUCCCCCUUCUCGUGCUCGCCAAGACACGCCCGGGGAUCCCUGUGCUUGUGUUCAGACUCAGGCAACCAACAUAUCGACUUUGCAUCAGCUCACGUGUCGUGACAUUCCCAGUCGGUUCGACCUGGCGAUGAAGUCAAUCACCUCAGCCCUAGAGACCUGCGAGAAAUUCAUCACCUGUGAUGUCUGUGAUAAGUCCUUCCCAUCAAUACUGCUUACUCUUUCAGCCAUCGAACUGAUAUUCAAACUAUUCGAGCAAUUGACCAAGAACAACGAGGGUCUAUUACCGUCGGAAGAGCAGCACUUGGUCUCAUGCUCUCUUGGCGAUUACAAAGUCACCAAGCAAGAGAGCCAAGCUAUCCAGAACGUUCUUGUCAAGAUGACGCUCUUAAAGGGAAAGCAAACCCUCAACGCUUUGCAAAAUCUUGUUGGGCCUGUAGGCGUUACUGAGGAGCAGGAUGAAAGUGAGUUCACACGGCGGAACUCAAUUGGACCUUUGUGCUCCACAGAUCAAGAGUACAUGAAUCAAUAUAUCAAACGCCGAAACACGGCUUUGGAAGAGCUCAUAGCCGCGGUUGGCGCAUAA
Messenger RNA from Fusarium sp. VM40, 957 nucleotides. Lineage: Eukaryota; Fungi; Ascomycota; Sordariomycetes; Hypocreales; Nectriaceae. The record is from the annotation of a GenBank genome assembly.